UUCCUACAGAUUUGCUGGUUGCACGAGCAUGAUGCAAAUCUUGGAUUUAGAGCAUGUUCAAGAAACCAGUUUGAGAUUAUCUGAGCUUUGUAGCAGUGUGUGUUAUCCUGCUGGAAGCACUCAUUAGAACAGAAUGGGGGAACUCCGUGUCCUGCAGGUUUUAGAUGUCUCCUUGAACCAAAUGAUUCAAAAUUACCUCAUCAACAUGUCUUGAAGUUCUACAGAGGUAAUGAACUAAUCAUUUGGUUGGGAUGUGUUGACCUAGAGUGAUAUCUAAAACUUGCAGGACGGGCCCUUGAGGGCUGGAGUUCCCCACCACCCUGCAUUGUUCCCCCCAUCCCUCAACUCUUUUUCCUGUGAACACUUUCCUGACGAGCUGCACACAUCUAAUGUGUUUUACCCAUGUGAAAAAUAACUAAAUUUAUUCAUACACUGCAUGAAUAUAUGUUAAAAUCUCAAGUGACACAAAAAGAAUAAUACACUACACGAGGCUAUCACAUCACUAUCACAUCACUAUCACAUUACCAAUGCUGGCAUCAGCUUUAACCUAGCCCUUGGCCUUUGGGGGGAGUUGUGCUUUCACUAAAAUCUGUUUUAAACAAUAUGUGUUGGAUAUAUUACUAAAACAAAAAAAAUAUGCCUCAUUAUUUCCUUUGAUGGUUUCUAUUGGUGAUAAUUUAAUCGGACACAUCACAGCAAAACACUUCUGACAGUUGUGCCAGCAAAGCCAGAGGGAUCCUCACCCCUGACACCAACACUGAACCUGGGGGUGCCAGAGAGGGAGGAGUCAAGGGUCGUGGUGAAAUACAAAAGCGGAUUAUAUCUGAGUGUUCGUGCACAAAAAUGUUCUAAAUAUAAAUGUUUUUUAUUGUUAAUUGAACGUAUUGUGUGGGCAUUUCUGGGGCCUGCAAAUGUAAAUAAAAAAAAAGAGUGAAAUUGAAAAAACAAAACUGUUUUCCUGUGAAAAACUAACAGUUUAAUAUCUUAAGGAAAUACUUUUCGUCCUGUUUUGGCAGUUUCGGUUUAUGAAGUAGACUGAUGAAAGACAGUAUUAUGGCCACAGGAAUAAAGAGCUCAACCAGCCCUGACUCUCAGGUGAUUGAGGUUGUAGAUGGUUUACAAUCUGAACAUUUGGGGGGUUUUGUGGGUGUAGAAGAGAAAACUAUGAGGAGAGCACUGGAAGAACCUGAGGGAAGAAAAUAGCUGUUUGUUGGGGGGUGGGGAGGUCGAGGGGUUUAUAAACAUCAUGGACACGAGUUCAUCUCUACAGUAGAGAUGAAUCACACUCAAAGACUGUCCUGCCACUCUUCUCCGUGCUAACAUCUGAAUUAUCCACAAAUCUCUAAAUCUACUUUUACUUUAGGUUUCUUUCAUAUAUUCCCUCCUUACAGUCAAGGACAGACAGAUGCCCGGCAUAGAGGUAAGUAUUCAUUCUAGUGAUUAUUGUUAUUAUUGGAUUUUUAAUUGAAUUAUAUCAAAGGAUAUCAUGGGUGUAUUACCGGCUCUUUGGUCCUUAUUUGGGGACUCAAAACUGUUGUACGGUAAAGUCAUUGUCAUAAAUAGUCAUAUUGAUAUCACAUAAAUACAAGGUAAUUUCUACAAAACUUAUUAAUCUAACUUCAUUUUAUUGUAAAGUAAAAAAAUAUGUUUUUUAUGUUUUGAAUGGUAAAUUUCAUCAUAGUCGUCUUUUAAAAUUAAGAUUUUCAUCUACAAAUGAUAACAGUUUGGUAAAUAAAGAUAUUCAUGGCAACUCAAUGACUUUUAGAGCAAAUAUAAAUGUAACUAAAAUAGCAAUAAAACAGUUUUAACAGAUGAAAGUAAACAGAGUAAAAGUGUCAAUCAAAUGUAAGUGCUUAUAAAUCUUUGAUUACCUUUUUGUGUUGACAGUUACAUAUUAAUGAUAGAGCAAUAACCAGUAAAUGAUCAUUUGUAAUAUAUAGUGUAAUGCAUGCUAAGAUGAUAAUGAAAUGUACAUUUAUUCAUUCUGACUGCCUGAGUCACUGUAAACUGUGGAUUAUUGAUCUUAUUUCAGGAGAUGGGACUAAAUCCAAACUCUGCAGGGCUGAGCUGUGGCGUUAAACUGCAGGCGUACGACUGGUGGCCAGCUGAGCAGCAGCAGUAUCUCAAUACGACCAGCAGGGGGCAAAAUAACACGCCACAGACUCAAAGCACUGCUGCUGAUACUUCCGUCCAUCCUCUCGUUCCUCUCCUCCUCUACAGCGACAGACACUUCCCCUCUUCCUCUCUGUACAGCCAGCCAAUCAGCGCUGCUGCUGCCCAGCAGGUCUCCGCCCAGUCCGGGCAGCACACCUGUUACCACAGCAACAGUGCUUUCAGCAGGCAGUCUGUGAAGAAGCCUCUGAACGCCUUCAUGCUCUACAUGAAGGAGAUGAGACACAAAGUGCUGCAGGAAGGCCAGGAGAGAGAGAGCGCCGCCAUCAACCGCAUCCUGGGCCGCAGGUGGCACGCUCUGUCCCACUCCGAGCAGUCCAAAUAUUACGACCUGGCGCAGAAAGAGAGACUCCUCCACAUGCAGCUCUACCCUGGAUGGUCUGCCCGGGACAAUUACGGUAAAAGGAAGAGGAAGCAGAGCCAGCAGAUAUCAGGAAGCACUUCCAGCUGGACUCUGAAUGCUGGAUGAGAGCUCUGAAGAGGGAAGGGGGGGGGGAUAAUCAGACAAUGACAAACAACUACAAUGUAAUAAAACGGCAUGCGUGACUUUUCUGUCUGCCUGUUUGUUUCUUUGGCUGUGAACUCCUCCUACACGAUGAGGAGUGGUGCACAGGUAUAUCUUAGGUUAAUCAUCAUAGCACCUAACUAAAUGUAGUUUAUCAGUAUGUCAACAGCACGAACAGACCAAACAACACCACUAUGGGCAUGUAGCAGUAACGUUAUUGUGUAUGCAGGCUUAUUGGUGCUACCCAAAACUUUAAAAUAGUCAAAAUUAAAAUAAAUCCUCAGAUUUUUUUUAAUUGAAACCCACUGAGAAAAUGACUUGAAUCCUUAUGAAAUGACUGCUCAACUUACCUACUUUUUAUCUCAGCUUAAACUGUUAAGUAGUUUAAUUUGUCCCAAAAAGUGGACGUAGUGUUUUCAGUGAGAGAAACGCUUUGUCAGAAGGAAUAAACUUUCUGAGAUUUCCUUACGUGGAUGAUGGUGAACAUUCAUCAAUACACUUUCAUUCGUAUUUUCCAAUCAUAAAUCUUUAUCUUAAGUUAUGAUCGUUACACGCUAAACAAUAAUGUCACUAAACAAACAACCUCUGCAAUCUUUUCCUGAAAGAUUUAUGACUUUACAGCUGAUAACUGCCUAGUUCGCAUAUUAUUAAGUUUUUAUUUUAACUUAAAAGCCAUGACGGUCAGAACAAUUAACACUGAUAUCACAACACAACAACUCAGUUCUUCCUGAUACUGCAAUGCUGGUUUUGUGACUUACAGAGAAUAAAUAAAUAUAACAAAACUUUUUAGAACAAGUCCUAAGCCAAAUCUGGAUGAAAACAUGAUAAAAAUUGAAAUGACAAGCAUUCACAUGGAAUUUACUUUCACAUUUUUGACACGUCUGAGGCUUCUUUUGUUCAGUUUUGCAGCAUUUUCACGAGUAACCUACAGUUUAUUUAAGGUGACAGAAGAAAAGAAAAAAUACAGCUGACAAACAGUUAAUGAUUCUGAAAGUUGGCCAAAAGAAAGUGGACAUUUAAGGAUGUGGGUCUUAAAGAGACAGGAGCUUUUUUUUCCUCCAGAGAAGAUGUAUAUGUGAAUUGUAUGUAGUAGUUCAUCUUUAAAACAGAAAUAUGUAACCAUAGUAAACAGUUCUGUGCUCAAAAUAAGUCUUUUAUUAUCAAAGCAAACAUGUGAUUGUGGCAGUGUGUUCAAGUCAACAUUGGCAAAAUGUGAAGAAACACGUUUAUAAAACUGUGGAGCUUUCUGGCACAACGACCUUCAUUAUUAAUGCUAGGUACAUUAGGUAGAAUCAAAGUUUGCAGUAAGGUUUUCUUUCACUGAUUGAUAUGGCAUUUAAAACAAAAAAAACAAAAAACAAACACCCACCAUUAACUCAGUGCCUUAACACUUAACA
Molecule: messenger RNA, 4074 nt
Organism: Haplochromis burtoni (Burton's mouthbrooder)
Lineage: Eukaryota; Metazoa; Chordata; Actinopteri; Cichliformes; Cichlidae
Product: transcription factor 7-like 2
Exons: 7
Coding region: 2036-2641 (201 amino acids)
Biological process (GO): regulation of transcription by RNA polymerase II; canonical Wnt signaling pathway
Cellular component (GO): beta-catenin-TCF complex
Molecular function (GO): DNA-binding transcription factor activity, RNA polymerase II-specific; RNA polymerase II cis-regulatory region sequence-specific DNA binding
Source: RefSeq, a predicted model, not a curated record